AUGCCUUCAAACGAACGCGAUUCCUACGUCCUCGACGACUACAGCAAGUCUCCCACUUCCUCCUCCAGAUCAUCCUUCAAAUCCAACUACUCCCUCAGAAGUGGCGAAAAUUCCGCCAUCGACCUCCCCACUCUCGCAUACGACGACGACGAACACACUACGCAGUAUGAUCCCUCACAAAGCUCCCGGAACGGCGCAAGGCGAAGGUCUACCAUCGUGGGCGCUUUCAGCCGCAGGCCGGCAUUUGAAGCCAUCACCCCUAUCCACGACUCCAAAUUCGACCCCGAAGCCCAAGAACCAAUCGAUACCGAACACCCCCUUGGCCUCCCUGCGGAGCAAGCAGCUCUCCCACCAGUAGACGGAGGCAGGAAAGCCUGGCUCUUCCUAGCAGCAUCCGCGAUGCUGGAGAUGCUCGUGUGGGGUCUGCCUUUUGCCAUUGGUGUGUUGUUGUCGUACUGGAGGACGGAGCUCUUCCCGGAUGAAGGGGAGGAUGCCACGUUGACCCUGGCUGCGACGCUGCAGACGGGGUUGCUGUACAUGAUGGCAGCUCUUGUCGGACCUGUGGUAGCUUCUCUGCCACGGUGGCAAAAGACGUUGCAAGUCAUUGGGAUUGUGGCUGCUGCCCUGUCUAUGAUCGCAAGCGCUUUCGUGUCCAAGCCGUGGCAUUUGCUCGUGACCGUAGGACUGAUAUAUCCUUUUGCUGGGGGCAAACUGAUGGAUGUUGUAGCCGCUUACUUUCCUUGCGGCGCCCUUCUGUUCGAAUGGUUCUAUGCCAAAAGAGGUCUUGCGACAGGCAUCAUGUAUGCCGGCACUGGCGGCUGCAUUAUGCCCUUCGUCAUGAGCGCCCUCCUCGACAAGCUCGGCUAUAAAACCGCCAUGAUCAUCCUCGGUUCUGUGUUCGGCGGCCUUAGUCUCAUCUGUCUCAUCUUCAUCGUACCCCGCGUCCCACCCGCCCACAAAUUUGAACACGGCACCAAGAGAAGGCACAGCAUUGACUGGUCAUUCCUGAAGAGCAAGUUGUUGAUUGUCAGUGUUACAAUCAUCUUCUUGACCAGUUUGGGCAAUUUUAUCCCUAGCUUGUGGAUACCCACAUACGCUACAGACUUAAACCUCUCAGACCCAAACGGCGCCGCUCUCCUCUCCAUCCUCAACGGCGCUUCCGUCCCCGGCAAUGCCCUCCUCGGCUUCAUGUCCGACCGUCUCCCCCUGCGCGCCGUCAUCCUCAUAUCAUGCCUCGGUUCGGGCUUCGCAGUAGCUUUCCUCUGGGGUUUCGGUACGAGCAAGGGCAUGUUGGUGGCUUUUUGCGUGAUAUUUGGGCUUCUGGGACCGAGCUUUGUGUCGCUCUGGACCAAAAUCAAUGCUACUAUCGCUAAGGACAACACGUUUGCAUUCGCCAUCAUCCUCUCUUUGUUCACCUUUAUCCGCGGUAUCGGCAACUUCAGCUCUGGUCCCAUCUCUGAGGCGCUCCUUAAACACAGCCCCUUCGAAGGCGCUAUCGGUGGUUAUGGAUUCGAGAACUACGGCUCCAUCUUGCUGUACUCUUCCAUCAUGAUCCUCAGCGGCGGCGCAGCUGGAGCUUUCUUUGUCGAGCGCAAAUUGACUUGA
Molecule: messenger RNA, 1605 nt
Organism: Cryptococcus amylolentus CBS 6039
Lineage: Eukaryota; Fungi; Basidiomycota; Tremellomycetes; Tremellales; Cryptococcaceae
Exons: 8
Coding region: 1-1605 (534 amino acids)
Biological process (GO): transmembrane transport
Cellular component (GO): fungal-type vacuole membrane
Molecular function (GO): transmembrane transporter activity
Source: RefSeq, a predicted model, not a curated record